AUGGUUAAGGCUAAUGCCAUGAAGGAGAAUGAGGGUCUGCGGCCGAGAUGGAUAUUUGACUGCUUGGCCGCGCUCGACUCGGAUCUGUUGAACCAUUCUGAUGUCAUCUAUCUGGAGUCUCUUGGGCAGCCUAUUGUGGUUCUCAACACUGCAGAGGCAGCGGUUGAACUCCUAAGGAGACGAGCUGUGAAUUAUUCUGACAGGCCCCGAUUUACGCUUUUUGAAGUCAUGGGCUGGGGUGCGACCUUGACGUUUCUCCCGUUUGGCCCCCAAUGGCGGAUGCAUCGCAAGGUUUUACAGACAAAUCUCAGCCCUUCCAAGGUACGCCAAUGGCACACAUUGCAAGUGCGAGAGGCUCGGCGUGCCGCCGCCUCCAUGUUCGCACCGAAAGCCAGUACUUGGCGAGAUGUGCUCAAGAGAUUCUCAGUUGCCAUUGUUCUCAUGGUAAGCUACGGGAUAGAGGUAGACUCUGACGAUGACGAGUAUGUGAAGAUUGCAAACGAUGCAAUAUACGCCACUGGCAAUGGAGGUCUUCCGCCGGUAGUAUUGUCGACCUAUUUCCACUUGUUAACUUACCGCGCGGGAUGCAUUGCACUAGCCCGGCACCUACCAAACUGGCUCAUUAGGGACUGGCCUUUGAAGUUUGCACGAGAAUGGGGAUGGGCCAUCCGCAAGCUGCACGAUGUGCCCUUUGCGGAAGUCAAGGCCGAAGUGGACGAUGGCAUCGUACGAAAAUCCCUUGCGCAUCAACUUCUUUGGGAUUACAGGUUACUCAAGAUGCAGGGGAUGAAUCCAUCGUUCAAGCUAGAGGAUAUCAAAGGUGCUAGCGGGGCAGUCUUUAUCGCGGGCGCGGACACGACAUGGGCAACGCUGGCCGUGUUCAUGCUCUGCAUGGUUCUUUUCCCAGAAGUACAGGACAAGGCACAAGCGGAGCUUGACAGUGUUCUUGGUCCCAACCAACUUCCCAACUUUGACGACCGGCCACGGCUUCCGUACAUUGAUCUGCUGUUACAUGAGAUCUUUCGGUAUGACAUCCCCCUUGCAAGCAUGACUUGA
Parascedosporium putredinis is the source of this 1056-nucleotide messenger RNA. The record is from the annotation of a GenBank genome assembly. NCBI's taxonomy places the organism in Eukaryota, Fungi, Ascomycota, Sordariomycetes, Microascales, Microascaceae.